UUUCAUUCAGUGUUACGCUUCCCUUAGUUACGGACCGCGUUCAAACAUGUUUCUCGUUACUUGUGUGCUAAUGCUGUGCGCUGUAUGGGCUGAAGACCAACCUACAGUGAAGACGCCCUUAGGAGUUUUAAAAGGUUACUUCCUGGAGACCAGGGGAGGCAGACAGAUAGCAGCAUUUACUAGUAUACCGUACGCAAAACCCCCGGUCAACGAUUUAAGAUUCAAGGGUCCCAAACCUGUGGAGGCAUGGGAAGGAGUCUUGGACGCGACGCGGACGAGCCCCGUCUGCGUCCAGCGGAACCCUUACACCCGGCAGAAGGAGGUGGUGGGGCAGGAAGAUUGCUUGUAUCUCAACAUUUACACACCGCUCACGGGAAAUGAAAUAGACAGUGGUCGUCUGCUUCCUGUGAUGGUCUUCAUCCACGGCGGCGGCUGGAUGUGCGGUGACGCGACCACGCAGAUGUACGGUCCUCAGUACCUCCUCGACAGAGAUGUUAUCCUGGUAGCCAUGAAUUAUAGACUUGGUCCGCUUGGUUUCCUGUCAACACAGGACGAGCACUGUCCCGGCAAUAACGGUCUCAAGGACCAGCAGGAGGCGCUGCGGUUCAUACAGAAGACAAUCCACAGCUUUGGCGGUGACAAGGAUUCUGUCACAAUAUUCGGGGAGAGCGCGGGCGGCGCUAGUGUCCACUACCACAUGCUGUCAAGGACAAGUGUAGGUUUAUUUCACAAAGGCAUCUCUGAGUCUGGAACAGCUCUGGUCCCUUGGGCAGAGGCGCCCCCUGGAGAGGCUCUGCGGAAUGCUUUCCGUCUCGCCAAAUUCCUUGACUGUCCACAAGCGCCAUCUGAUGUAAUGCUGGACUGUCUCCGCACCAGAGACAGCCACGACAUUAUCAAUACAGAGUUCAAAUUCUACGAAUGGGACUACGAACCUAUGACGCCAUUCAAGGCAGUAGCAGAGCCCGACUUACCUGGCGCCUUCCUGACGGCCAGCCCUCGAAAGACGCCGUCUAUUGCCGCCGUGCCUUGGAUGACUGGUCUUACCAAAGACGAAGGAUGCUUAAAGUCUGUUUGGAUAACGGCCAACUCGAGCCGGUACCAGGAGUUCAUAUCCGCCUUCGAGGCGAUAGCUCCGGUGACGUUUUAUUAUGAUAACUCUCCGUACGCUGACGUAAUCACUGACCGCAUCAAGGACGUGUACUUCAACGGUGGUGAACAGGAGGCGAUCAAAUCCGGGAUACUUGAAAUCUACACGGAUUCAUAUUUCGCGUACCCAGCAUUGGAAGCUAUCGAGUUGACGUUUAAUUAUACGAAGAAUCCAGUGUUCCUUUAUGAACUAACGUACAGAGCGACGAAUAGUUUCUCGCAGAUAUUCGGCGACGAGGAAGGCGAUUAUGGUAUUUGUCACGCGGACGAACUGAUGCAUCUGUUCCCUAUUGACUUCCUCUCGAAGCCCUUCUCUGAAGAGGACAGGAGAAUAAGCGAACUAAUAAUAACUAUGUGGACCAACUUUGCUACUACUGGUGAUCCAAACAAACCAAACAAACUGCCAUUUAAAUGGGAACCAGCCAGCAGCAGCAAGAGGAUGGAAUACUUGGAGAUUGGAAGCGAGCAAAAGAUGAGGAACCACCUGGCUUCCCGCUCUAGGGUCUGGGGCUCUUUGCCGCUCUGGCACAGCAUUAGAACGAGGAAGUUCAUCGACGAACUUUAGACCUGUUUGGACCAGGAUACGUCUCUUACAGAGAUUAUAACCCUCUUAAGGCACACAAAAGGGUACACAUAUUCAAGGCCAUUAUUUUCGAUGUGAAACGAAAUGCAUAAUUUGUGUGUUACCGCACUACUUUAGAAAUUUAAUUGUGUGCUUUGAGAUUCUCAUCAAAAUAAGAAAAAUAGUUUUAAGAUAUUUUAAUCUUGUUACUCGAACAAAUGUUUUGAUUAGAACGGUUAUUUUAUUGAAAUUAUAACCCCCGUGUUACAUGUGAAUUGUUUUAUAAUUUAAAAUAAAGAUUAUUUAUUAUUGUAACUAAUUAUAUAUCUUAGACAUUAAAAUAAGUAUUUAAUGUAUGUUGAAGAAUAAACAUUUUUUUUGUCAAAUUAUGUACUUCGAAAAACUUUUAAAACAGUUAAUAAAUUUUUAAAAUUUAUUUAAUAUUUAUCCUACAAAUAAAA
Messenger RNA from Papilio xuthus (Asian swallowtail), 2169 nucleotides. RefSeq names its product beta-esterase 2 (gene be2). The record is from RefSeq and is a predicted model, not a curated record. The coding region runs from base 47 to 1711 and encodes 554 amino acids. Lineage: Eukaryota; Metazoa; Arthropoda; Insecta; Lepidoptera; Papilionidae. Gene Ontology annotation, molecular function: hydrolase activity. The transcript has 10 exons.